GCGGCAGCAGCAACAACAGAGGAAUUGGCAGCGGGGGCAGCAGCAGCUGAUCCCCCGAAGGCCCAGGCACCAAAGGAAGAAGCACCCCAGGGAAUACCCUCCACAGCAGAGUGGCAGACGGUCACAGCCAGGACCGGAGCGGCACGCAGCGAACCGGUACCAGCUUCUCCAGUCCGACUGGUGAACAGGUACGAGGCCCUGGCGACCCUGCAGGAGAUGGAAGGGGAGGAGGACACCCUUGGGCAAGAAGAAACACCACGUUCUUCACACUCCAAACAGAUCAAGAGAUCCACGAUGACCCAGAGGAGGAGGCGACGAGUGCUCGUCAUAGGAGACUCCAUCCUGAGAGGUACGGAAGGACCCAUCUGUCACCAGGACCCCUCGGCACGAGAGGUAUGCUGCCUCCCUGGAGCAAAGAUUCGGGAUGUGACGGAGGUAAUCCAGGCCAGGAUCAAGCCCACCGAUUAUUACCCCAUGGUCCUAGUCCAUGUGGGUACUAAUGAUGCGGCCAGGAGAACCCCCGAUCACUUGAUGGCGGACUACUGUGCUCUGGGCGGUGUGCUGAAGGAGUUCGGUGCCCAGGUGGUUUUCUCUUCCAUCCUACCAGUGACCGGACGAGGAAGACGGCAGGAGAACUGCAUCAGAGAGACCAACUGGCGGCUUGGGCAGUGGUGUCUCGAGGCAGGUUUCGGCUUCCUGGACAAUGACCCGCACAUCACAACGAGGGACAUGCUCAGCUGGGAUGGGCUUCACCUGUCCCCCAAAGGUAAGCGUGUGUUUUCUUCUAGGUUGGCGGAUCUCCUCCGGCGGGCUUUAAACUAG
Messenger RNA from Alligator mississippiensis (American alligator), 822 nucleotides. RefSeq lists its product as uncharacterized. The record is from RefSeq and is a predicted model, not a curated record. Bases 217 to 822 code for a protein of 201 amino acids. The transcript has 2 exons. NCBI's taxonomy places the organism in Eukaryota, Metazoa, Chordata, Crocodylia, Alligatoridae.